Rubroshorea leprosula is the source of this 1109-nucleotide messenger RNA. NCBI's taxonomy places the organism in Eukaryota, Viridiplantae, Streptophyta, Magnoliopsida, Malvales, Dipterocarpaceae. The record is from the annotation of a GenBank genome assembly.
AUUUUUAGUCUUUAAUUUGAAUUCCAAACUGGCUUCAGUUGAGGAUUCUUCAUCUUUAUCUAAGCAGCCAAUGGAUUAGAAAUUAUAUUCAGACUCAGCUUGUGAUAUAACUUCUAAAUUUCAUGAAAAAGAAGUUAAUCAUCUCGAAUUAAUGAAUUUUGUUGAUCUUCAGCAGGUACAUCCAGAUACAAGAAACGAUAAUUUUGUUGAUUCUGGUGCCAACUCAGAAAAAGUUGAGAAUGAUGUUUUCAAUAUUCCCUCUGAUGAGCAAUCUUUGGGUGUCCCCAUUUCAUCUAUUAAUUUGGAUAACCAAGAUGAUGUUGGCAGUGGACCAAAAGCAGUACAAAAUAUUAAAGAAAUUAGGACAACUGCACCUAGCUUAGGGAAUACAUCAGAAGGCCUUCAAGCGGGCAAGGGAAUGAAUGACGAUGAUUUUGGAUUAUCAUAUGAAUCCCAGGAGUUUGGGGGGCACCCAGAGAUGCAAGAAAAGUAUCAGUUGCCAAUGGACCUGAAGUUGCACUCAGAUUCAACAAACAAACAAACUAUUAAAUUCUAUGGCUACUUGAACAUGGAGGAAAAAUCAAUCUACCCACCUGCUAUAAGGCAGCAUUUGCUUGAUGGUUCUUUAACAGAAGGUUUAGAGAUUGACAGUUUUAUCUCCGGGAUGAGUGAAAUGAGUGAGGAAAUUGGAGAUGUUACUGAGUUAGAUGAGUCACAUAUGCAGUACUGUGCUGGGCUCAACAGGGAAACGGUUUGGAAUAGAAAUGGAAUUGCUGGAUACCUUGCAGAUCGCUCUUUGGAUGUCCACAUUCCAUCCAUUAAUUUGGAUCACCACGAUGAUGCUGCAGGAAGAAAAGCAGUCCAGAAAAUUUCAGAAAUAAGUGCGGCACCACUUGGCUUAGGGAAUGCACCAGAUUGCCGGUCACGAAAGGACUUAUGAGCCACCAGUCUUCGUUCUCUUGAAGGUCGUCCGGGAUUUCUGAAGUUAUUGGCUGCAGCUGAGAGACCCCUUCGCAAGGGUUUGUUUCUUUUAAAUUUUAAUUUCUCUCGUUUUACCUUAUUUUUUAAAAUUCAAAUUUAAGUAAUUUUUAGCACAUGCUAUUCUUUUU